Micromonas pusilla CCMP1545 is the source of this 1578-nucleotide messenger RNA. RefSeq lists its product as uncharacterized. The record is from RefSeq and is a predicted model, not a curated record. The coding region runs from base 1 to 1578 and encodes 525 amino acids. The transcript has a single exon. NCBI's taxonomy places the organism in Eukaryota, Viridiplantae, Chlorophyta, Mamiellophyceae, Mamiellales, Mamiellaceae.
AUGCGCCCGACGCGCCUGCGCGCGCCGCCCGACGCCGCGCUCGUGCUCGGCCGCCUCGAGACGCGCGAGGGCGGGUGCUUCGACGUCGUCGCGACGCGCGCCGCGGGCGCGCGCGCCGCGUUUCCCCCACUCGCGACCGCGACGUCGUGCGGCGACGCGGACGCGGACGACGCCGACGCGCGACGACGCUUCGCGCUGCGCGUCGACGGCGCCCCCGACGCGAUCGUCCUGACCGUCGCCGCGCGCGAUACCCCCAACUGCGUCCUCGCGCGACGCACCGUGCGCCUCGCGGAGGCGACGCGCGCGGGCGCGGAGCUGCGACUGACGCUGCCGUCCGCCGCGGCCGCGUGCGCGCCGUCGCCGUUCCUCCUCCCGUUCGCGCUCGCGCCGUUCGUCGCGCUCUUCGCGGCCGCGUGCCUCGCGAUCGCGACGCUCGCGAUGCGCGGCGUCGCGACGACGCCGCGGAUCCCGCCGCGGACGCCGCGACGGCCGGCGGCGCUCACGGCGGACGCCGCGGCCGCGCCGUCCUCGCGCGAACUCUCGCGACGCGAAGAGGGGUUCCUUCGCACGCCCUCGGAGGACGACGACGACGACGACCUGUGCUGCGCGCGACCCGGCGGGUUCCUCGACCCCGACGCAUGCGACGUCGACUGGGCGAUCCACGCGAGGGUCGUCCCCGGGCUGACGCGCGUCGAGGCGGACGACCGCGAUCUCGUCGCCGCGUGGCUCUCGUCGCCGCCGAACGCGCCCCCGGGUCUCCGGACGCGCGAGCAGUCGCCGUGGUCCGGGACUGAGAGCGACGACGACGACGACGACGACGACGACGACGAGACGACGGAGACGACGACGGUCGCGGAGACGGAGGAGGAAGGCGAGGCGUCGGGGGUCGUCGCGGCGACGGAGAGCGUCGGCGGCGGCGGCGGCGGCGGCGGCGGCGGCGACGGCGACGGCGGCGGCGACGGGCUCGAGUGCGACGAAACCCUCAGUCGCGAGGACUCUCCGUCGACGGCGCCGACGGAGCGACGACGCGCGGGGCGCGGGGCGAGGAGGCUCCGCGGUGGUGGUGGCGCGCGACGACAACAACAUGAAACGCAUCCGCCGUCGCCGUUUCAACUGCACAUGUGGGGCCGUCACCGCGACGAGGACGCGAAGCACAUCCUGCUCGACGUCUCGCGCUGCGCGAAAUUCGUCGGCGCGAAGCUGAUGAUGUUCACGCGCGGCUCUCUGUGUCAGAUCACCGGGCUGCCGCUGCGUCGCGAGGCCGCGAGCGCCGCCGCGCGGUGGUCGCGGAGGACGGAGACGGGGACCGCGGUCUCGGACGCGGAGACGAUGGAUUUCGGAAGGAUGACGUUCACCGCGAGAGAAUCGCACCUGUCGCGGACGCGCGCCGCCGCCGCCGCCGCGGACGCCGACGACGCGAGGUACGCCGCCGCCGCGGCCGCGGACGGCGCGUUCGAGCGCGCGAGAGACGCCGCGGCGCCGCCGGCGACGACCGCCGGCGCGACGUCCUGGUGGACGAGGGAUCGCACCGGGAGAUUGACGAAGGAUGACGACGACGCGGACGCGGUCGGAGAAUAA